ACGUCGAUGACAGUUUCCGUACCUCGCGGUUUGGUCAGAAUAAGCCAAAUCACAGGGGCAACGGAAGUCACGAAAGACCACACAUUAACUUUGUUGAGGGACCACGUACAGUUCACGAAAACAUGUUCCUGGCCCAGUGGUCCCAGUUGGGGGUGGGAGCCGGGGAACGUUAUGCAGCUAUAACCACAAGUGCCCCCCAUAGUGAGGAUUCUGAAUCUGAUGGUGAUGACUCUGUACACUCAAUGCCAGUUCCUUCUAUCACUCCUCGACCCGACGUCCGCAAGCCUCCUCCCUCGUCAGAUUCGACUCCCCAGGCUUCUUAUGCAAAUAUCGCCAAGCUUGCUGCUUCAGCCAAUCGUACACAGAUGAAGCGAGUGGGCACUGUAGGGGCUCAGUCUGGGACGGCAGUAGUGAAAGAGUGGAUGGUGAAGUUAGUGGUAUUAAUGUUGUAGAACAUUCAACAUCAAGACCUCAAGUAGCGUGUGAA
Molecule: messenger RNA, 487 nt
Organism: Penaeus monodon (black tiger shrimp)
Lineage: Eukaryota; Metazoa; Arthropoda; Malacostraca; Decapoda; Penaeidae
Exons: 1
Coding region: 123-452 (109 amino acids)
Source: RefSeq, a predicted model, not a curated record